This is a messenger RNA of Oncorhynchus nerka (sockeye salmon), 5025 nucleotides long. RefSeq names its product BAG family molecular chaperone regulator 3-like. Gene Ontology annotation, molecular function: protein-folding chaperone binding. Bases 103 to 2130 code for a protein of 675 amino acids. The transcript is spliced from 4 exons. The record is from RefSeq and is a predicted model, not a curated record. NCBI's taxonomy places the organism in Eukaryota, Metazoa, Chordata, Actinopteri, Salmoniformes, Salmonidae.
UUUCCCAAUCCCAACAUUGACGGUGCUAUUUCGAGAAACUUCCAGCCCCCUUUCCCACACGUCACCGUGCGGAAUCUUUAAAGGAUCCGUUGACUGUAUAACAUGGCACAGUAUAAAGGAUCAAGGAGUUUGAGCAGCAUGAAGACACAGUCACCAAUGGUAGAUAUGGCCAAUAACAACGACCCUCUACCCCCAGGAUGGGAAAUUAAAAUUGACCCACAGACAGGAUGGCCUUUUUUUGUGGAUCACAUUAAUCGCACAACAAGCUGGAAUGACCCCAGACACGAUGUCAAAAAGGUCAGCCAGUUGUCUCAAAAUGGCCCAAGUGUGCCACCAGAGCCGAGUCCUCAGGAGAUGCAGAAGGCCUUUGUGAAGGACAUGAAGCACCCCACCCUCCGCCAGGGUUACAUCCCAAUCCCAGUCUGCCAUGAAGGCGCAGACCUCCGUCAGCAACACCCGUGUUUCUCCUACAUCCAGCCGACUGCUCUGCAAAAUAUACGGGCAGAAGGGCGGACACCCUCCCCCACCCCGACGCUCCACUGCAGGCCUAGAUCUCCUUUGCAGGGUUCCUCCGAGAGCUCUACUCCUGAACCCUGCAUGUCCUGUUCGCCUAGUUUACAAGGACCUGAGGGCCAUCCCCUCCACCAGCCCCCGCGACCCAGCAGCACAGGCCUCCAGGCAGGUUACAUCCCCAUCCCAGUGAUCCACGAGAGGGCCGGAGGUCACCCACAACAAGCCCCUGUCAAUCCCGCUCUCUACACCCAGCGCUUUCCGGCUUACUCAGAGCACCAGCCCUCCUUCCACCGACUGCAGCCAGAGGACUGGAGCAGUCAUCAUGGAGCCACACCCUCUUCCCGGGAGCGAGCAUCCCCGUCCCCGAGCGUGCCUCCCCAGCACCGCGAGACUGCCGCCAUCCAUAUCCCACCGCAUAUAAGGAGCCAGUCUCCCCUCAGAGCACAGGUCAUUACAGAGAGACCACAGGUCCAGGUCCACCACCAUGUGCCACAGAGAGAAUCACCCCACAGAAUGGAGCAGGAGCAGGAGAUCUCUCAGUAUCCCCAAGCAGCGCAGAGAGAGGCUGACUCACAGCAGCGUCAACAGCCACAGAUCUCACAGCAACCACAGCAGCCACCACAACAGUACCAAGGACCACAACAACCACAGCAGCAACAACAUUAUCAACAACAGCCACUACAAUACCAACAACCACAACAACAGCCACAGCAGCCACAACUCCCACAGCAGCCACAACAGUACCAACAGCCAAAACAACCACAACAAUACCAACAACCUGAACAGUACCAAAAAUCACAACAAUCACAGCAGCCACAGCAGUACCAACAACCUGAAGAGUACCAACAGCCACAACAGUACCAACAGUCACAACAGUACCAACAACCUGAACAGUACCAACAACCUGAACAGUACCAACAACCACAACAGUACCAACAACCACAACAGUACCAACAGCCACAGCAAUACCAACAACCUGAACAGUACCAAAAACCACCACAACAGUACCAACAGCCACAACAAUACCAACAACCUGAACAGUACCAACAACCACAGCUGUAUCAACAACCACAACAGUCCCAGCAACAACCACAACCUCCACAACAACCCCAGCCACAGCCGCAACUGCAGCCACAACAGACAGCAAACAUCACAGUCCAGAUGUCGCCGAAACCAGAAGCCCAGGAGCCAGUGGCUGUUCCUGCUCCACAGGAGGACUUGACCCCAAAAUCAGAAAAUGAGCCUGCCGCUCAGUGUCACCCAGGCUUGGCUAAAGUGCAAAAGAUAGAGGAGAGAGUGGCAAAACUGGAGCAAGAGGUGAAAUGCUUUGAUGGGAAGAAGAAUGAUAAGAGGUACUUGCUGCUGGAAGAGCUGUUGACCAAAGAGCUUUUGGCACUGGACUCAGUGGACCCAGAGGGACGUGUGGACGUGCGACAGGCGCGACGUGACGGAGUCCGGAGGGUCCAAACCACACUGGAUGCACUGGAGAUGCUGGAUGAGCGGCCAUCGGGCUCAGUCAAUGAGUCCCCGAUGGAGGGUGACAGCCCGCCACAGAAAGUAGAGCAGCCCAGCAUGAUCAGCCAAGCGAAUGUGGAAAUGGCCAGAGAGAUCUCAUAAUGACUCCAUAGUUUUAUUAUAGUGAAGAGGAGAGAAAUGUAAUCAAAGAUACCGUGGAAAUGGGCUGCUCUCAAUGCUCCCUAUACCCGCCUUUCAACUGCAGAUAUCACAUAUGAACUAUACGAUGCAUGUAUUACUUAAUUUACAGUGUUGGUAUUGUCUGGCAUUCACCACAUUCUAUAUGUGAUGGUGGUAUCCGAGUGCAUCAUGUAUUCAAUGAUGUUAAGCCAUUGUUGUUGCCUUUUGCUGUGCCAAUGUCUUUUUGCAAGACCAUUUUCAUGAUCAAUGUGUUAAAGAGACAUGCAUAAUAGAGGUUAUAUAAGAGGCCUUUAUCCAUCCAUAUAUAUAUAUAUAUAUAUAAGACUAAAAUGUACCUGUAUGUAGUUAAUUUCGGGUCAUGUGAUGUGGUUGUUUUUAAAGUUAUUCAAUACAUAUUCAAUAAGAAGAACACUGGUAUGUAGAGUAGUAGACAACUUCUCUAUAAGAAAGGGCUUCUGUGGAAAUUGUAAGAGAUGUUUAAUAUUUCCCUCUUUUAUUUUGAAUCCACUACUUCGAGAAACAAUAUUUACCUCAGAUUCCGUCAGAAGAAAUGGGACAAAUCAAUGUUAGUAAAUGUUAAUGACUCAGUCAUAGAAAAGUGUUUAUUUUUGUGCCUCAGAUGACAGAGCUAUUUGAGAGAAAAAUCGUAUUUUUUUCUCUAAAAAAAAAAAUAAAAACCAAGUUAUUUCACACACAUACCUAACAAUUGAUAUGGUUCAUUUGGGUUUCAUUAGUUUCAGCCUGUAGGUGCAUUGCCUGUUUUGCUGUCUUGGGCCUGCAUAAGAAAUCUUCCCCUUUAUCUUUUCCCCUUAAAGUUUCCUUAACUUUAAGUCAGUUGCAUAAAACAUUUUAAGGUGAAUUUCCCCCUUAAAUAAAGUGAAAAACUUAAGGGUGCCCAUGAGUUCCCUUGUGCUUAAUUUACUAUGGAUAUCAUAUCAAUGUACACAGCAAAUGUGGAGGUCAAUGUUGCUUUCCUCUGCCCUGGUUGCAAAAAGAAAACAUCAACCAGCUAGCUAGGUGUAUACAGUGCAUUCGGAAAGUAAUCACACCCCUUGACUUUUUCCACCUUUUGUUUUACAUUAAACAUUUAAUUUAAAAAGUAUUCAUAACCUUCGCUAUGAAACUCCAAAUUUAGCUCAGGUGAAUCCUGUUACCAUUGAUAAUCCUUGAGAUGUUUCUCCAGCUUGAUUGGAGUCCACCUAUGGUAAAUUCAAUUGGUUGGACAUGAUUUGGAAAGGCACACACCUGUCUAUAUAAGGUCCCACAGUUGACAGUGCAUGUCAGAGCAAAAACCAAGCCAUGAGGUCGAAGUUAUUGUCUGUAGAGCUCCGAGACAGGAUUAUGUCGGGGCACAGAUCUGGGGAAGGGAACAUUGAAGGUCUCCAAGAACACAGUGGCCUCCAUCAUUCUUAAAUGGAAGAAGUUUGGAACCACCGAGACUGUUCCUAGAGCUGGCCAAACUGAGCAAUCGGGGGAGAAGGGCCUUGGUCAGGAAGGUGAAAAAGAACCUGAUGGUCACUCUGACAGAGUUCCUCUGUGGAGAUGGGAGAACCUUCCAGAAGGACAACCAUCUCUGCAGCAGGUGUGCCAAGCUUGUAGAGUCAUAACCAAGAAGACUCGAGGCUGUAAUCACUGCCAAAGGUGCUUCAACAAAGUACUGAGUAAAGAAUACUUAUGAAACUGAUAUUUCCUGUUUAUUUUUAUUUUUAUAAAUGUGCAAAAAUGGCUAAAAACAUGUUUUUGCUUUGUCAUUAUGGGGUAUUGUGUGUAGAUUGAGGGAAACAACAAUUGAAUCAAUUUUAGAAUAAGGCUGUAAUGUUACAAAAUGUGGAAAAAGUCAAGGGGUCUGAAUACUUUCCCGAGUGCACUGUAGAUAGCUAGCUACUUAGCUAAACAAUGGAAGGUGCACAAUCCAUGGCUACAAAGAUAGCUGGCUAGCUAGCUUUAAAAAAAUGUUAACCUUUAACUAGGCAAGCCAGUUAAGAACAAGUUCUUAUUUACAAUGACGGCAUACCCAGGCCAAACCCUAACCUGGGCAACGCUGGGCCAAUUGUGCACCGCUCUAUGGCUAGCUAGCUACCUACUCUGUAAGUUGGCUUGAUGUGCAAGAAAGUAAUAGAAACUUGCUUAUCUGAAUCAAUUUGUUUCUCCGGUCUUGAAUGUAGAAGUUCUAUUUUGCUAUCUCUCAAAACAAAUGUGAUCUCUUUGCCUAAUGUUCAGUCAAUGAAUCAGGUCAUAUCCCUGGUAACCAGAGACUCUUUCUGUCAUACAUGCCUUCAAACUACUGUAAAUCCCCUUAAGUAUGCACUUACCUAAGGAAAACGUUUGAGGGGCUCUAUGCCAUGCCCAAACAGUUCCCUUAGGUAAGGGGACAUUUAAGGUAAAUCCUCAUGAGAAACACUUCAAGUGUAUUAUGCACGCAGGCCCUGGCACUUAUUUCACCAUUAUAAUAGGCCUAUAUUUACAUUUUAUGAAAGGAUCUUGAUAUGUGACAUACAACAAUUCCAUCCAUUGACCUUUGAUUCAAGUCUAUGGUGUAACAUUUGACAUUUCUAGAUUGUUUGAAGAAUUGUUCAUUUGUAAGUUCACUUGCAAUGUCAUCCAAAUAUCAUUCAUAUAUUUUAUUUAAAGAGAGGAAUGAUUAAUUCAAGAGUACAUUGAGAAAUUUUGGAUGUGAGCUGACUCAUCUCACAUGCCAUGUGAGACUAUCAGCAUCAAAUGCUAAUCAAGAAUAACAAUUCAAGGGUCAAUGUGUCAAUGUAAAAGUAUGCAUUUUUUAUCACAGCUUGUGCUUUGGAGUGUUGACAGCUUGGAGUCACGUUGGCAUGGUUGCAAAUAAAAUGUAUUAUUUUGAAA